AUGAGUUUGAAUGAACACGCCACAAAUGAUUCUAUUUGCCUCAGAGAAUUCGGAAAUUCACUUACCGGGGCAGCUUUCUCGUGGUUCGUAUGGAUUGAAGAAAACAGGAUCUCGACGUGGAACGAAAUGCGAACUCAAUUUAUGAAGAAAUUUUACUCUCGGCAGAAGAAGCUUACCAUCUCAAACAUCUGUAACCAUAAAUUCAAGCCGAGAGGGAAGUACUUAGAUUUUGCGAGGAGUUUCCGGGGAGAGUGUCUUCGUAGCAAUGUGAAAAUUCCUGAGAAGGAACUUGUCAAGAUAGGCAUCAGCCGGUUGCUGGCAGAACUUAGCUUUAUUCUCGCAGCAGUUAGGCUAGAAACCUUUGCAGACUUCAAAGACGCAUGUUCUCGGGCAGAUGGCGCGGCGGAAUUCAAAACAUCUGAAGCCAAACAAUGGGGACACUCAGCGGCAUACGCCAAGGAUGAAGGCGCCAACGGACAAAGGAAAAGACAAGCUAGCUUUAGAUAUGGGAAAUGCUACAAGAGAAGCAGUGACUCAAGCGAAGUGGUAGAGCCCCCAGACUUCCCAUGUCCGCUAGAAGUUGCAAUCGAACUUUUGGAAGAGUGGCGUAAGGACGGGGACAAGACCCUCCCCUUUCCUGCGAAAGAACCAACAGAACAAGAAAAACGUCACCCAAGGUACUGCCACUUCCACCAAAAGACAGAGGAGUGGGAAAAUCGAUUUUGUCACAAAGACACAUAUUCAGAAGGAUCCCUUGCCACGGCAAGUCUUCAUGAACCUGAGGCAACCACGGGAGAAGUUUGUGUCGUGUCUGAGGCAGAUGACAAUCAAUACAUUGCAGCCACGGUCGCCAAAAAACCACUGUUUGCAGCAUUUUUCGAUACUCUGAACUUCACAGCUGAACAACGUCAUCUUGCAUUAAUCAUUCUAACCAAGAUAGCUGUGAAUGAGGAAAUACACCAGUAUCUGGACCGCGGGUACCCGCUCCCAACUGAUAUCAUUACCUUUUCAGAAAAAGACCGUACAGCGGAUUGCGACCAUACAAGACCCUUGUAUAUAACAGUGGAAAUUCGAAAGCAUAAGUUCAAAAGAGCCUUUGUUGACACACGGGCAUCACUUAACUUGAUCCCAUUACAUGUCGUCGAAAGCAUCAGGGUUAAAGAAGAAGACAUCAACAAAUUUGCCACUAGUAUCCAAGGGUUCGGGGGAAUCACACAACAUACAAUAGGGACUAUUAAGCUAAAAAUCCAAGUAGGACCUAUCCAAGCUAGUGAACCCUUUUAUGUUAUGGAUGUGCACCCAACUUACCAUUUACUCCUGGGAAGGCCGUGGUUACACAAACACGGAAUUGUGCCCUCUACUUACCACCAAUGCAUUAAGUUCAUUCUGAAGGGAAAGAAGAAACGCGUCCCGGCCUCAGUAGAUCCAUUCACAACUGAGGAAGCACACUUAGCAGAAGCGACAUUCUACAACGGAUUAAGUGAACCAAGCGAGGUAAUUGCACACAUCUACUCGACCCCGAUCCCAGAUUGGGAAACCACUUACGCCAAUCCAACCAUGGAUAACACUGCCAAACGCACCCAAGUUCACAAGGAUGAGAGAAGACAAUUUUGGAAAACUACUCGUCCGGAUGGCGGACAUGUCUACAAACGUUAA
Papaver somniferum (opium poppy) is the source of this 1656-nucleotide messenger RNA. RefSeq lists its product as uncharacterized. The transcript has 2 exons. The record is from RefSeq and is a predicted model, not a curated record. Bases 1 to 1656 code for a protein of 551 amino acids. Lineage: Eukaryota; Viridiplantae; Streptophyta; Magnoliopsida; Ranunculales; Papaveraceae.